Anopheles moucheti is the source of this 7404-nucleotide messenger RNA. RefSeq names its product coronin-7 (gene pod1). Gene Ontology annotation, molecular function: protein binding. The transcript is spliced from 12 exons. Lineage: Eukaryota; Metazoa; Arthropoda; Insecta; Diptera; Culicidae. The coding region runs from base 367 to 4215 and encodes 1282 amino acids. The record is from RefSeq and is a predicted model, not a curated record.
CACCUCCGGUCGUCUUGAGAACAGCAGCCAACAGCCAGGAAAGCAGCAGCAAAAGAAAACCCUCCAAGCCCGCUCGGCUUAUCGUGUGUAGUGUGUAGUGUACCGUGGUCCGUGAAUCAGUUUUCCGGUUUUCGUUGUUGCCAUUGUUCAAAGAGGCUGUGACACACAGGUGCAGAAAGAACACAAACCGGCCCGCUGGGAAGUGAAAACCCUCUAGCCAAGAACCAAUCUGCAAUCAAGCGAAAUCGAAGCAGCCGGCAUAACUAGCGAAGGAUUAAAAUAAAGCAAACCGUCUACGCACUAUACACCGAGGAAGACUUGUAACGAGAUCUGGUUUUGUGACGAUCAGCAAAACCGCCCGCGAACAUGGCGUGGAGAUUUAAAGCAUCCAAAUAUAAGAACGCGACACCGAUCGUGCCAAAACCGGAGGCAUGCAUUCGUGAUAUCUUUGUCGGUUCAUAUCAAACGUACGGUAACAACAUAGCGGCAUCGGCGGCAUUUAUCGCAUUCAACUGGGAGCAUGCCGGUUCCAGCCUGGCCGUGCUGCCGAUCGAUGACUGUGGCCGGAAGAGCAAAACGAUGCCGCUACUGCAUGCGCAUUCGGACACGGUUACCUAUCUGGACUUUUCCCCGUUUCACGACGGUCUGUUGGCGACCGGCUCACAGGAUUGCCUGGUGAAGGUGUGGCACAUACCGGAGAAAGGACUGGAACAAUCGAUCUCGACCCCGGAGUGUACGUUCUCGACCAAACAGCGGCGCGUUGAAACGGUCGGCUUUCAUCCGACCGCCGACUGUCUGCUGUUUGCGACCGCUAUCGGAUGCGUCAGCCUGUGGGAUCUAACGUGCCAGCAGGAAGCGUUCUCUAACAACGAACACCCGGAGGUCAUUCAGUCACUUAGCUGGAAACAAGACGGACGGCUGUGCGUGACAAGCUGUAAGGAUAAGAUGUUGCGUGUGAUGGAUCCGCGCGCACCGACCCCAAUAACGCUAGCAGCGGAAAGCCACCAAAGCAUCAAGGACUCGCGCGUGGUAUGGCUCGGCGAUCAAAACCGCAUCCUUAGCACCGGGUUCGAUUCGGCCCGUUUGCGGCAGGUGAUCAUACGCGAUCUCCGUAACUUUUCGGAGCCGGAAAAAACGCUCGAACUCGACUGUUCCACCGGUAUCCUGAUGCCGCUGUUCGAUCCGGACACCAACAUGCUGUUCCUGUCCGGCAAGGGUGACACGACGAUCAACUAUCUCGAGGUGACGGACAAGGAUCCGUACCUGAUUGAGGGUAUCCGCCAUUCCGGAGAACAAACGAAGGGUGCCUGCCUGGUACCGAAACGGGCGCUGAAAGUGAUGGAAGGGGAAGUGAAUCGCAUCAUGCAGUUGACUUCCAACUCCGUCAUCCCAAUCAUGUACCAAGUUCCGCGCAAGACAUACCGAGAUUUUCACACUGACCUGUACCCGGAAACGAAUGGCUUCAAAACCGAUCUGUCUGCGACGCAGUGGUUCGGUGGUGCAAACACACCGGUGCCAAAAAUUAGUCUGGAUCCAGCAAAACGCGAACUGGGCGACGCACCAAUCAUUGUCCUUCGCGGACCGCUAAACGAGGUGGUGAACAAUAUCGCUAACAAGAUGCGCAACGCACAGUCCACCAACAUCUCGACGGCAGCGAAAAUCGAGCGUGAGAAAGGAAUCGUAAAGACAACGUUCGUGCCGAUCAAGGAGAAAAUCAAACACAUGGAACAACAAUCGCACACGGAGAAGUGUGAGCUGGAGCAGCGAUUCAAGGAAAUAUCGGCGGCGCACAAAGAAAAGGAUGAGGACGGUAACCAUCCGCUGGCACCCACCGAGAAAAAUGGCAAUGAUAAUCAUCUCCAGCAGCGGGAAACAUCUUCGCUGUCGUUCGAUUCGGAGACGGAGGCACGUACCGGCGAAACAACGCCACCCAAACCGCUGCCACGGACCUCGCGCAACAAUUCGGUCUGUGAGCAGAUGUCUACGCCCGUCGGUGGUACGAACGAGGACGUAACUACGACGACGGCCACCACACCUAGCGCUGCCGUCACUCCGCGCCCGGUUGCCAGACCGCGCACUACCAGCGGAUACAAGCCACGUCUGGGACCAAAGCCUUUCUGCAGCUCUGGAGCAUCGGGUGAUUUCUCCUUCGACAAGGUGUUCAGCGUCCCAGUCGUACCCGGUGUGGAACCGGGCACCGACAAAGAGGGCAUAUCAUCAGUACCCUCGCAUACGAUAGUUGGCGAUGUUGUUUCAGUUGAAACAAAUGGCAACACUGUAACCAUCGCGACAGAACCGGAACCCAAAGACUGCAGUCCUACCGAUGAGGAAAAAACAUCUGCCGAACCGAUGGACGAUUGCGACAUAGACACGCGUCAACUUCCGCAUGCAGAACUUCGAAAGCCGUGUGAACAAGAAAAGAUCUUUGAACGUCAAGCUUCGUCAGAAUCAGUCGACCAAUUUGAUUCGAGCUCGGACGAUGCCAAAAACCAAUUUGAGCGGAUGAGUGCUCAGCGAACAAGCCUUGCCGAAAGGCGGCGCAUGUUCGAAAGUCGCUCGCAGAGUGUACAGGAUGAAAAGGCCAGCUCGCCAACCCCACUCAGACGCCUUGAUUCGCUGAAAGUUCGGGGUGAGCAGAAGACGUGCUCCGACGACUCCGAACUGAUGCCACCACCGAUGAGCACGGACUUUCUGCGCAAUCGUAGUGAUCUGUCGAAGGAGAACAUGCCAGACAUAGUCAAACGAAGCAAUAGCACCGCUGGUGUCUCAUCGGCUGCCAAUAACAACGUCGCUUCCAAGCGAACCUCCACCGUGUUUGGACGUGUGUCCAAGUUCCGACACCUGAAGGGUACCCCCGGGCAUAAGAGCACGCACAUAGAGAACAUACGUAACCUGAGCCGUCAAAUACCCGGCGAGUGCGAUGGCUUUCAAGCGAAUGCCGAGCGUGUGGCGGUACCGAUUGCCGGGGCGGGUGGUAAAAUAGCGGUGCUGGAGCUAAGCGAUCCGGGUCGCCUGCCUGACGGUGUCAUUCCGACGCUGGUCAACAUCCAAAACAUCAUGGAUUUCCAGUGGGAUCCGUUUGACUCGCACCGGCUCGCUGUUGCCUGUGACGAUGGUUCGGUAAAGCUGUGGCGCAUACCUGCUGGCGGUCUGACGGAACCGACGAACGAACCGGAGGCGAUGCUUGUUGCGCAUACCGACAAAAUUUACAUCAUGAGAUUCCACCCAUUGGCACAGAAUGUGCUGCUGACAGCAAGCACCGACAUGGUGAUGAAGCUGUGGGAUCUGGUCGGGAUGACGGAGAAGUACAGCCUGCAUGGUCACACUGACCAAAUAUUCUGCUUUUCGUGGAGCCCGUGUGGCCGUUACGGUGCCACCGUGUCAAAGGAUGGACGCAUACGGGUGUAUGAACCACGCAAAUCGUCGCAACCGACGAACGAAGGUACGGGUCCGAUAGGAACACGCGGCGCACGCAUUGUGUGGGCUCUUGAAGGCGAAUAUUUAGUGGUGACUGGAUUUGACAAAGUAUCCGAACGCCAGAUUUACGUAUACAAACUCACUGAUCUCAGUGCGCCGAUGGGCAUGGUCGGACUGGACGUUUCUCCCGCUAUACUGAUGCCGUUUUACGAUGAAGACAGCUCCACGCUGUUCGCCACUGGCAAGGGAGACAGCACAAUCUACUGCUUCGAAAUUACCGACGAGGCACCGUUUAUCUGCCCGCUGUCCCACCACCGUUGCACCACGCUGACGCAAGGUCUCAGCUUUUUAAGCAAGAACCAUUGCGAUGUGGCAACGGUCGAGUUUGCUCGGGCGCUCUGGCUUACGAACGGCACGGUUGAGCCGCUGAGCUUCAAGGUACCGCGCAUUAAAUCUGAGCUUUUCCAAGACGAUCUGUUCCCACCGACCAAGGUGCUGUGGCAACCGACACUGAGCGGUGAUGAAUGGUUUGCUGGUCGGGACGUAACACCAACUCGCAUAAGCCUGAAGCCGGACGGCAUGGAUACGCUGUCUUCGAUUCAGCCAACUGUAACGACCACACCUUCUAAAAAAACUGACGCCAUUGUAAUGCCACAGGGAAUACAGAAACCAUUUUCGAAGGCUCCCGAGCACGUACAAGAGCAGAUAAAAAAUGCUGUUAGCGCCCGCAUGUCCGUGAACAAGAAGCUCGAACAGGACAGCAUGGAAGGCGUAGACGAGAAGGAAUGGGAAGAAUGAGCGAGAAAUUUCUCCAUUUGUUUUGCAGCUUCCUAUCUUUAAUGAUAAUAUUUCACUAACUACAUGGAAAAUUCCAUACUUACAUUCGCGUGUAAAUGAUGAUUUCGGCCCUACCUAAUAGCGCACCACGGCAGCAAGUAUUCCGCUGGUACGCCAAAGGUAAUUAAAUUUUUAUUCUCUCUAUGUUUAUUCUGUUCUUCCUGUGUGCGCUCUUUUAUUUCGGUUUGCGUAAUGUAAAACUGUAAAUUUCCUUGAUAUUCGGGAAGUACGAAGAGUUCGUCUUAUACAGUCCAUAACAGAUACGCGUACACGGCGACGCUGUGUAUAAAAGGAUGAUGGAGUGCAAUUACCAAGAAGCUUGAAAGGAAUCGAUCCAGGCAUUCCUCUUCAAUUCCGUUAAACCGUUCAGACACACAGAACAAGCCGGUCGUAAAAGCGUGCAGCUUAGUUUGAGCGAACUAUGAAGCCACACACAUUUUCGCGUGACGCUUGAGAUUUCGUUUUCUCUUGAACCUCAAUGGUAUUGUGGACUGCCAUUCCUGGCUUUUUCUUGACUUUUGACUAACCCGUAAUAUGAUCAUCAUUCCUGCGUAUUGCUUCUUUAUCGGCCCAACAAGCUCAAGAGUUUUUGGCCUGCGCCAUUUGUGGCUUUCGUUGACUUUAUUUGAGCUGGAUAGUCAGUCCUGCGCAUGGGCGAACAGUCCGGAUAAAUCGAGAAAUUGGAUAGUUAUACUAUAACAAACGGAGACUGAUAAACCAUCCUCCUACUUUCCUAAACUCAUUCCUCACGCUACUCAUUGCACGUUAAAGUAAAGUGCAAGUAAAGUAAAGUAAAUUGUGUAAGCAAAGGGAAAACCCAACCAAAAUCAACUUAUUCAACAGCAGAUGAUAGAAACGUAAAAAAGACUAGAUCUUAUGUGUACAGGCUCUCAUAAAAACAACAAGUUCUACAAGGCUACACGCUCGUAUAGAACAAAUGUAUCGUCAAAAUGCUCUCUUUUCCCAGUUCGUUUGCAAAUAACACUAAAACAGGUAACACAAAAACACAAACAUACAGACAUGGCUUAGACAUACUGCCCUUAAUAAUGACAAAUGGAAGAGUAAUUUUGGAUACUAUAGGAUAUACACAGAAUAGGUCUUACAAAUGAAGCAUUUAAUCAUUCAUUCAUUUUUAAUAAACCUCGUGGUAAAGUCACAUAUUAGCGAUACAUAACAAAAAUGACAAUAUUUUGACAACUAUAUCUACAUCAAGCGAACGGAAAUCGGCCACUAAAGAUUGUCAUUACUUCCAGUUUUGUAAUAUUAUUUACUGAUAUUAUGAAUCAUGCUCGAGAAAGUAGGGCAAACAUGACCAUUAUUGUUGUUUAGAGCAUAAUUUUGCUACACCAAACAGCCAAGAGCAAUAUGACAAAUUUUGUGUGUGUGUUGGACCGGAUUUACCCUUGCGUUUUUGCCAGGUAGUUGAGGUAGAAAAAGAUGAAAUCCCGUCAAUCGUUCGGAUGAAAGAUACAAGGAUGCUUAAAAAUGCUUAUAUUGCAUAGGUUUUGGAAAGAGAGUGGCUUACACACAAUGUUACACCCACUUAUGAUAACAGGAUACUUCAUUUUGGAAGAUGCAAAAUGAUCUACCUCCAAACCGCAUUUGUUAGAUUGCUUUUCUACUAGACCAACACAAUUACGGGGCUGCAAGCAGUAAAUGCAUUUGAACGAUUUAUAUACCGCUAAAGAAGAAGCUUCAACGAAACAAGGCUAGUCAAGUAGGGGGUGAGGUGUGAAAGGAUCUGUGCGAACGUUAAUAUGCUCCAUUCCUAUGAACACAACCCAUUACAAAAACCGGCACAAGAUAAAUUAGACAACAAUUGUGUAACAAAUAGAGAAAGCAUUGGCCUGGUAUGUGCCUGUGGGACGCUAGAAUACUAUGCAAUAAGAGAUGAGAUAAAGAGAAGAAGAAACGGAUAGAAUGGAUAUGUAGCUGAAAAGACAGCAAAAGAGAAAAAGAUACACAAGAAAAGCAGCAUAAACACACGCACGCAACGUAACGCACAAAACAUCGCAAGGGGGACACUAGAAAUAAUUUCCCUUCAUAGAUUUUAUAGUUCUUACCCCAACAUUGUACGCAUUUUUGGCAAAAAAAGAUUUCUAUCAGCUCCCUACGCUUACAUCCUGUACAUAUACAUACAUGUUUGUUUUGUCACCGUUUGGCGUUUUUAGGCAUUAGGAUAUGUUUGUUUUAUUAUUUUUUUUUAUUUAACAGCAAUGUGUGUUUUUUUUCUUUUCUCGAAAAUUUGUGCUAAAACAUUGUGAUCAAUUUGUAUCAAUUAGUUUUACUUUCUUCUGAUAUAUAGAAAAAAAAAAUAGUCUGAUAUUUAGGACCGAUGGAAAAGCGCAUAAUGAAAUGAAGGGGGAAAACAAAACAGAUAGAAAAUGAGACGAGUCAAGCAAAACGGAGAAUUAUCGGUGCCAUUAUCAACGCUUAAGUUGAUUAUGAUUGAUUUGAAGAACUUAAUCACAUACUCCAUGUAACAGUCUUUACGUUUUACAAUUGCAAAUUAGAAUGCACUAAUUUCUUGUCGCCUUUUUCCAACGGGAUUUGCGCACUCCAGUACUCUAGCAAACACAUCACUCUUGUAUGAUGUAUGAUGAGGUGAGACUGUUAAUUUCCUUUCAAACAGUGUAUUUGUGCUGAACAAUUAAUUAACCAUGUUUAGUUUUAAUGUAUGCAAUUCGUUUCUAUUUUCCCAUCCUUUUGAAUCCCCAUCUUUGCAAGUGCACAUGGUGAAUGAAGAAUGCACUGAGGCACCCUAUAUGUCCCGUACACCUUUGUCAGCUAUCACCUACAUCCCAACCACCUUCUAUCCAUAUCCCUGUUUUUUCGGUAAUAACAGCAAAUUUUGCAAAUCCUAAUGGUGCAUGCAUCUGACUGAAUGUGUGAACGCAAAUGCGACAAACUGGUGUGUGAUAAUCCAAAGAAACGCCAUUACGCCCCGGCCCGUAUCAAAGUUUGUGUAUUGUAAAGGAGGUCUUUUGCCUAUGGGUGUCUUUGAAACUGCCAAAGAUUGUAAAUCAGCAGCCUCAUUGUUUGGUGGCAAACGAACAUCUUUCUUAUACUCCCCAAUCCUCCCUGUGCCCUGCCAUAUAUUUCAUUGUACUGGUAUAUAUAUACAUAGAUUAUAAAAUAAAGAAAUCGAAA